CGCAAGUUUGAAGUUGAAACGAUCGGCUGAAGCCCAAAUGUUCUUAGCUUUGCUUAAACUUUAAAUUGAAUCUCCUGUAGUUACUUUUUAAAACGCAUAGUCUGUUAUCCGCUGAAAAUGUCAUCAGACUAGCAUAUUUAGAACAAACUUGUCCGAUCAUCAGAAAGAAGAACACGGAAAUGUUUGUAACUGCGUCACUCUGCUCCACUUUGCUGUUUUUUGGCAUCUUCGUGUUUGUCUCCGCAGACCAGAAAACCAUCAGAGCUGAGUCUGGGCAGGACGUCAAUCUGACAUGUCGAGCUCCAAACAACAGUAUCAUCAUCGUUUUAGAGUGGAGCAGAGAUGACCUGGGAGAUAAAUAUGUGCUUUUUUAUCGGAAUGAGCAGUUGGAUCCAGACAACCAGCAUCCAUCUUUUAAGAACCGGGUGGAUCUGCAGGACAGUCAGAUGAAGGAUGGAGACGUGUCUUUGAUUCUCAAGAAUGUGACGAUAAAUGAUGCUGGAACAUACGAGUGUCGUGUUGAGACAGUGACAAAACGCAGGAAGAGAGCCAGUUUAGAUACUAAUCCCAUCAGCAUCAUCAGUCUAAGUGUCGUACCUCCAGGUCAGACAGGAGGAGACACAGAGGAUGGAGGGAAGGAGGAUGGAGGGAAGGAAGAUGGAGGGAAGGAGGAUGGAUCUGUUGGAAUGAUCGUUGGCCUGACAGUACCUGCUCUGCUUCUUUUUACUGGUGUUGUUGGUUUUUUGAUCUACAGAAAACAUAAACAGCAGAGUCAGGAUCCAUACUAGCUGCCUGAGUAAUUGCAACAUAUUUGAAAUGUCUUUAGUGUUUUUGAUGAUGAUGAUGUUUGGUAAGAGAAGCAUCACUACGAUAAAAUGCAGAAUGGAGUUCAACUGCCCAAUAUGCAAAUUAAAAAAAGAAAUACAAGCAGGUUGAGAACCAGGAGCUGCUGAUCUGUCAGCCCGAGACUGGCAGAGAUUUAUUAAAACAGACAUAUUCUUUAAUAUCACUGAGACUGAACUUCUAGCUUUUUGUUAAUUCUAUAUAUAUAU
This is a messenger RNA of Maylandia zebra (zebra mbuna), 1052 nucleotides long. Its product is annotated as junctional adhesion molecule B-like. The record is from RefSeq and is a predicted model, not a curated record. Gene Ontology annotation, biological process: T cell costimulation; cell surface receptor signaling pathway; negative regulation of T cell proliferation. NCBI's taxonomy places the organism in Eukaryota, Metazoa, Chordata, Actinopteri, Cichliformes, Cichlidae. Gene Ontology annotation, cellular component: external side of plasma membrane.